AGGGCGUGGUGUGGUGUUGAUCACGUGACUUAGGUGCGGUCGGUCACUCCAGAUUUCCUGAAAAGUAGUAGCAGCGAGAGCUCACUGACAGUUUGCUUCGGAAUCGGAGAGAAGAGGCGCAUAAGCAAUAGUCACAAUGAGUUUCGAUCUGUCAGAAGCUGCGGGUAAGGACGAGGAGAUGAUAAAGAAGGAGGAAGCACAGAAAGACGAACUCAGUUGGCCCUGGGGCAAGAACAAAGAUAAGGGCAAGGAAGGCAGCAAAGACAAGUCUGGAAGUAAGGACAAGGACAAGUCUGGAAGUAAGGACAAGGACAAGUCUGAAAGUAAGGACAAGCACAAGUCUGAAAGUAAGGACAAGGACAAGCACAAGGAUAAGGACAAGUCUCACAGCAAGGAACAUGGUGAGAAGAAGAAGGAGAAAAAGAAAAAGGAGAAGAAGCAUGGAGGCAAAUCGGGCUCAUCUUCCAGCAGUGAUGAGGACUGAUGCUUCUUGGGGGACCAAACUGCUCUGUUAGUCUUUUUAUAAUCUCAUCUGUCGACUAAGUGAGUGUGCCAGUUUUUCUUUUUGUCCUUCUGGUGAUGUCUCAUGUACACAAAGCCGAUGAUUCCUGGAAAUUAAUGUUCGGACGACAAACAGUAGGUCUGCAGGAUUUACCCCCAUUUUUUUUCCCACUCCUGGCUUGUAUGGUUUUUCACCACAAGAUGGCAGUAAUGUCCACAUAAAGCAGAAAAAUUUGAAGAUUUUUCUGUUAUGAGAAUAAAUAAAAAUACACAGAUUGUUGUUGUCUGUCAUUGUCAUUUAUUUUUGUUUUGGCAAAAUAAAAAAGACUUGGACCACU
This is a messenger RNA of Oreochromis aureus, 839 nucleotides long. Its product is annotated as splicing regulatory glutamine/lysine-rich protein 1-like. NCBI's taxonomy places the organism in Eukaryota, Metazoa, Chordata, Actinopteri, Cichliformes, Cichlidae. The transcript is spliced from 4 exons. The record is from RefSeq and is a predicted model, not a curated record. Bases 137 to 484 code for a protein of 115 amino acids.